ACGAAGUUCAUUACUGUGGAGCUGAGGAAAGGCAGCAUUAAAGACAAAUUGGGUUUAAGUCUAAUGCAAAGGACUAAUGGCAGAGGAGUUUUCAUUACAUAUGUCCAACCAAACAGUAUCGCCGGACAGCAUAAAAACAUAGCACAGGGCGACCAGAUUCUCGAGAUUAAUGGCCAAAACCAACCAAACAGUAUCGCCGGACAGCAUAAAAACAUAGCACAGGGCGACCAGAUUCUUGAGAUUAAUGGCCAAAACGUCCGCGAAAGCAAUCAGAAAGACGUGUCGCAGACCCUGUGCUCACUGGACGGCGCUAUAGUGUUACUAUUAGGACGGGUGCCCUCCCUGUCCGACUCCAUACGCGAGUGGGCCCGCCGUAAGGCGCAGAUAUUUCUCAGGGCCCGCACCAGCACCUGGAGCUCAUCCGUGGGUAACUGCGCAGUCGAGAAACUGCAGACCCAGAGGCCGUCCCUACCCGUCAACAAAGACAAGAGUUAUUUUCAAAUGAAAUCGCCCGACAGUGACAUCAUGAGUGUGCCCGGGCUACCGAUGCUCAUGUGCCAGACCAUCAAUAAUAGUAUGACGGACAUCACGAACGAGCAGCAACUGUGGAGUAGGAGUUCCUCUCUGAGGAGUCAGAAGAGGCUGAGUGUGGUGGCCGAGGACUCGAAGAUGAGGGAGUCGUUGGAUAGCAAUGCCGAGGAGCAGGAGUUGGAGCCCAUGAUAGACCACAGCCAACCCCCGCCUCAAUCCCUGUCCACCGAUUCGCCCGAUAAUCCAUUAUUGCCGGCCAUUAAAGUCACAGAGUUUUGAGACCUAUUUUUAGGGUCCUUUUAGAGAUAUUUUUAAUUAUUAAUAGGGAAUUACAACAAAAAUGUUUAAUAUUUGAUAGUUUCGUAUAUAUUCCUAAAUCUGACAAAUUGUUUGUUAACUAGCAAUGAAUU
Messenger RNA from Oppiella nova, 941 nucleotides. The record is from the annotation of a GenBank genome assembly. Lineage: Eukaryota; Metazoa; Arthropoda; Arachnida; Sarcoptiformes; Oppiidae.